This is a messenger RNA of Monoraphidium neglectum, 2244 nucleotides long. RefSeq lists its product as hypothetical. Gene Ontology annotation, cellular component: fungal-type vacuole; fungal-type cell wall. Gene Ontology annotation, molecular function: structural constituent of cell wall. The record is from RefSeq and is a predicted model, not a curated record. Gene Ontology annotation, biological process: fungal-type cell wall organization. Bases 1 to 2244 code for a protein of 747 amino acids. Lineage: Eukaryota; Viridiplantae; Chlorophyta; Chlorophyceae; Sphaeropleales; Selenastraceae. The transcript has 13 exons.
AUGACGCCUACAAAGAUCAUGUGCCUGCUGCUUGCGCUGCUGCUGGCUGUCUGCGGCGCACGCGCCAUGGUGGUGCAGCUGGAGGUGCUGGUCCUCACGGCCCCAGGCUUCUCUGGCAUUGGCUUCAUGACCCAAGUGAUGCGCGGCUACGGCGUCCCCUUCACGGUGGUGCCAGUCAGCCCCGGCUCCUCCCUCAACCUCACAGAGCUCCUGUGGACCUCAGACAGCUCCGCCCGCUUUGCCGGCUACGUCAUGUACCCCAACCUCGAGGCCACUGGCUACCUGACCCAUGCACAGGUCGAGGAGCUGUGGGACUUCCAGCGCAAGACGGGCGCCCGCAGCGUCAAGUUUGGCGCCUGGCCAAGGAGCGUCGGUCUUGAGCCCGACAACUCCAACUGCGGGACAAGUGAUGUCAUCAUGACGUUCACCGACAGCACCCCAAUCGGCGCGUCGGGCGUCAACCCCGCCGCGCACCUGGCCAGCGGCGGCCUCUGGAGGUGCCCCGGCAAGGCGGCGCCGCUGCUGACCACCUGCGCAAUGUGGGCCAGCGACUUUGCCGACGCCGGCCUGCACACACCCUGCACGCCGAAGCCGAUCCUGCAGUUUGCGCCACAGCAGCCCGACGCCGCGCCCCAAGUGGCGGGCGUGCUAGUCAAGUACCAAGACGGCCGCGAGUCGCUGGCGUUUGUGUUUGACUGCUCCGACCACAGCACCACCUGCAUGCUGCUGGGACACCUGUCCCUGGGCUGGAUGCUUCAAGGGCUCGUACCCGGGGAGCGGCGCGCGCUGCUGACGGUGCAGCUCGACGACUUCCUGCUGACCACCUAUUUUGACAGCUCAGCGCCGGCCGGCCUCUCGCAGAACGUCACUUCAUAUCGCUCAUCGCUGCAGGACGUGCUUUCUCACGUGACGUGGCAGCAGCACCUGAAGCUGCGACUCCCUUCUGGCAGCGAUAUCAGGCUCGACCUUCCGUUCAACGGCGGCGGCGUCAUCGGCGCCAAGGCGGGGGCGGCCGCGCAGCCUGUGGGGAACUCCCUGGCUGUGGACGACCGCAGCUGCAUCGACAUGCCGGCCUACAAGGACCUCAAUUGCAGCUGCUGGAACGUGGGGACACAUGCCUGCCCGGCCGACGCCCCCGAAUUCUGCCGCAACUGCACCAAGGACUGGCCCAAGCCCCUGGGAUUCGGCAAAAACCGUGUCCCACAGGCCGCCGUGAACUUCAGCUCCCUGUGGCACGACCCGCAGUUUCGCUUGGAGGAUCCCAUCGCCACCGCCCUCAAGAACAACGAGGGGGGCAUCGCGGACGCAUUCUUCUUCUCGCACCACACGUUCACGCACGAGGUCGGCGCCGGGCUCAGGCUGUGGGCGGGGGCGGAGGCGGGGACGGAGACGAUUGGCAACCUGGACAACGCGACGGCCUUUGACGCCGCGGAGCAGCUGUCCCUGAACGCUGAUGCGGCGGCCUUCCUCGGCCUGUCAAACCGCUCCGGCUUCAGCAGUGGCUGCAUGGUCACGCCCCAGAUCAGCGGCCUCCACAACGGCGACGCGCUCGCCGCCCUCGCGCGCCAAGGCGUGGGCUGCGCUGUCGGCGAUAACACCUGGAGCUUCCUCAUAAACCCUGACAACCCCCACCACAUGCUUUACACGACCAAAAAGGAGCAUGGCUACAACGGUUUCGAGAUCCUGCCGCGCUUUGCGACCGAGAUCUAUUACAACUGCUCGACCGCGAGCCAGAAUUUGGCGCUGUACAACUCUCUGUACCGUUCAUUCUACGGCAGAGACUCGACCAUCGACGAGCUGAUGCAGCGAGAGGCAGUCAGGGUCGUGAGGGACGGCCUGCUGUCGCUGCGCCACGACCCCUACAUGAUGCACCAAGCCAACCUAGCGUUGCUGGAUGGCUCCGGCAAGAGCCUGGCGAUGCACUGGGUGGAGGCCGUCGUGGCUGAGUUUGGCAAGUACGCGUCGUGGCCCCUCACCUCCCUCAAGCUCGACGACCUGAGGGCCGCGUUCCUGGCGAGGCAGGCGCGCGACGAGUGCGCCCUGUCGUACGCGAUAGAGGUCGGGGCCGGCGGCGCCGUCACGGCCGUCAUGGUCAAGAGCGGCGCGGCAGCGGUCAACAGCACGCAGUGCUUGGCGCCGCUGAUCGCGGGGGGCAGCAGCGCUACCAUCCCCGUUGCAAGGGGCGGCUCUGCGCGGGUCGAGCUGCCGGGACUGUCUUGGCACAUGCCGGCUUCUACUGCGUAA